AUGGACCUCAAGAUGGACAAUGGAGCAAGAGUUACUGCUAUUGCUAUCGGUGAAGUCACUUUGUAUCUGUCUGGUAGAGCUACUAUUGCAUUAGAUCUCUCUUUCUCGCCUUCUUCUUCUUCUUCUUCUACCGUUUCAUCCUCGCCACCGCUCUCCCGGGUGCCUACAAGUCCUUCUCAGUCGCCGACGAGGUUGUGGGCGCGGCCGCCGUAUGCGAAGGGCGGUGGGGGCGUGGAGGCCGGCAUCCGGGCGCUCUACCCCGUGAUGCUGGAGCCGCCAGAGCUGCGAUGGUCGUUCAUCAGGAAGAUCUACUCCAUCCUUUCCGCCCAGAUGCUCAUCACCGUCGCCGUCGCCGCUGCCGUCGUCUCCAUCCAUCCUGUCUCCCACUUCUUCGUCUCUUCCAGCGCCGGCCUCGGCCUCUACGUCUUCCUCAUCAUCCUUCCAUUCUUCGUGAUAUGCCCUUUGUAUUACUACUACCAGCACUACCCACUCAAUUAUCUUCUCCUCGGCAUAUUCACUGUGUCACUCGGCUUCGCUGUUGGAUUGACAUGUGCCUUUACAAGCGGGAAGGUUAUUCUCGAAUCUGUCGUCCUCACGGCGCUGGUCGUCGUGAGUCUCACGAUCUACACCUUCUGGGCUGCGGCGAGGGCCUACGACUUCACCUUCCUCGGCCCUUUCUUGUUCUCUUCCAUCAUGAUACUCUUCGUGUUCGUUCUCAUCCAGGUGUUGUUUCCUGUGGGAAGGAUCUCCGCCAUGAUCUACGGCGGGUUGGCCGCCAUCAUCUUCUGUGGCUUCAUCGUCUACGAUACCGAUAACCUGAUAAAGCGGUACUCCUACGACGACUAUAUUUGGGCUGCAGUAGCUCUCUAUCUCGACAUCAUCAACCUCUUCCUCUCUUUGCUCACUCUCUUCAGAGCAGCCGAGAGGUAGAACAGUAGAGGAGACAUCAUGUUAAUGAUUGUAAUUAAAGUUGGAUUUCUCCCCGUAAAUCUUACACUCUUAGGCCAUGGUUUGACAGUGGA
Messenger RNA from Musa acuminata AAA Group (dessert banana), 1022 nucleotides. RefSeq names its product protein LIFEGUARD 2-like. The transcript is spliced from 5 exons. The coding region runs from base 1 to 930 and encodes 309 amino acids. NCBI's taxonomy places the organism in Eukaryota, Viridiplantae, Streptophyta, Magnoliopsida, Zingiberales, Musaceae. The record is from RefSeq and is a predicted model, not a curated record.